UGAGAACUUUCACCGUGAGAGACGGUGAACAGUCAGCUGACUGCGCCGAUCAGAACCGGCUGGACCUGCUGGACCUGCUGCUCCUGGCUCUGGCCCUGGUUCUGGUCCUGGUCCUCCUGGUCCUCCUGCGGCGAGCAGACAUGCGCUCCCAGCUGCUGCUCCUGCUGUGUGCAGUGGUUUGCUCUGGCGGAUUCAAACCGGUCGUCAUCGUUCACGGACUGUUUGAUGGACCGAAGCAGUUCCAGACGCUUUCAGAGUUCAUCAGGAAGGAUCACCCGGGAACCGACGUGACGCUGCUGAGCGCCUUCGACUACCUGGACAGCCUGCAGCCGCUGUGGAAGCAGGUUCGAACCCUCGCCGCCGUCCUGCAGGGGGCGCUGCAGCGGCCCGGCGGAGUCCACCUGCUCUGCUUCUCCCAGGGCGGCCUGGUGUGCCGGGCGCUGCUCAGCAUCAGCCCUCAGCACAACGUGCACAGCUUCAUCUCGCUGUCGUCUCCUCAGGCCGGGCAGUACGGAGACACAGACUACCUCAAGAAAUUCUUUCCAAAGUACCUGAAGGAGGCGCUGUUUCACUUCUGCUACACCGAGGCGGGACAGAAAGUCUCCAUCUGUAACUACUGGAACGACCCCCACCAACAGAGCCGCUUCCUGCAGAAGAACCACUUCCUGCCUCUGAUCAAUGGAGGCCAGCUGCACAACCAAUCAGCAGCUUGGAGGGAGAACUUCCUGCGUAUCAGGAAGUUGGUGCUGAUUGGAGGACCAGACGAUGAUGUCAUCACGCCGUGGCAGUCCAGCGUCUUCGGGUUCUACGACAGCAGGGAGCAGGUGGCGGACAUGAGGGACCAGGAGUUCUACCGGACGGACGCCUUCGGGCUGCGGACGCUGGACGCUCGUGGAGACGUCUCGCUGUGCGUCCACGCCGGAGUCAAACACGUCCAGUGGCACUCCAACUACUCGGUGUUCCACAGCUGCAUGAAGAAGUGGCUGACCUGAGAACCUGCCGGGGCGGGGGGGGGCAUCAUAACAGCCCAGAGUCAAAGGUUAAAGGUCAAUGUCCGAAAUUCACUGUGAAACGAGUGAAAAUGCUUCAUGUUUCACCGUCGCUGAAGAAACCUCUGACCCUCCGUCGUCUCCGUCAAUAAACGUCUCAAUAA
Salarias fasciatus (jewelled blenny) is the source of this 1153-nucleotide messenger RNA. RefSeq names its product lysosomal thioesterase PPT2-like. Gene Ontology annotation, cellular component: lysosome. Lineage: Eukaryota; Metazoa; Chordata; Actinopteri; Blenniiformes; Blenniidae. Bases 141 to 992 code for a protein of 283 amino acids. The transcript is spliced from 8 exons. Gene Ontology annotation, molecular function: thiolester hydrolase activity. The record is from RefSeq and is a predicted model, not a curated record.